AUGCGGGAAUAUAAAAUCGUUGUACUGGGUAGUGGAGGUGUGGGAAAAUCAGCGCUGACGGUACAAUUUGUUCAAGGAAUUUUUGUGGAGAAAUACGAUCCAACGAUAGAAGACAGCUACAGAAAGGUUUUUGAAGUCGAUGGGCAGCAAUGUAUGCUGGAAAUCCUUGAUACAGCUGGAACAGAGCAAUUCACUGCCAUGCGUGAUCUCUACAUGAAAAAUGGUCAAGGAUUCGUGCUUGUGUACUCGAUUACGGCCCAGUCGACUUUCAAUGAUCUUAUAGACCUACGAGAUCAGAUUCUUCGAGUCCCAAUGAUUCUUGUCGGCAACAAAUGUGACCUUGAAGACGAACGUGUAGUUGGUAAAGAUCAAGGCCAGAAUUUAGCACGUCAAUUUGGCUCGGCAUAUUUAGAAACGUCUGCGAAGUCUAAAAUCAACGUAAACGAGGUCCGUGACCAUAUCUGUUUUGUACUACGAAAAAAAAAGCAGAUCAAUCGUCGGUAUCCUGAUAGCGGUAAAUAUCAAGGACAACCGUCGAAACAAUGUUGUCAAUGUUGCCUGAUAUGA
Angiostrongylus costaricensis is the source of this 567-nucleotide messenger RNA. Lineage: Eukaryota; Metazoa; Nematoda; Chromadorea; Rhabditida; Metastrongylidae. The record is from the annotation of a GenBank genome assembly.